This is a messenger RNA of Eublepharis macularius, 3462 nucleotides long. It is a transcript of the gene TES, whose product is annotated as testin LIM domain protein. Gene Ontology annotation, molecular function: zinc ion binding. Bases 281 to 1549 code for a protein of 422 amino acids. Lineage: Eukaryota; Metazoa; Chordata; Lepidosauria; Squamata; Eublepharidae. The record is from RefSeq and is a predicted model, not a curated record. The transcript has 7 exons.
AGGUAUAUUCGGAGGGCGCCGUGAUUGGCUGGCGACCCGCAAGCUGCCGGGCCCUGAUUGGCUGAAGGGGGCUCCUUUGUUCCUUUCCAGGCUGCCGCAGGGAGAGCGGAAGUUUGACUCGGCUCUGCAGCCGCCGCGAGUCGCAAGGGGCAGAUUGAGCCGAGCGAGCGCCCCGGUGGCCGCUGCCCUUCCCAGCCGCAUCCGACUGUCGGCGAACAAGAAGCAGGCGUCGCCUGGCUUUCCGCCGGAACCUCGCGCGCGUCUCGGACGGGGCUCGAACAUGGAUUUGGAGAGCAAAGUGAAGAAGAUGGGCUUAGGGCAUGAGGAAGGAUUUGGAGCCCCAUGCUUGAAAUGCAAAGAUAAAUGUGAAGGAUUUGAGCUACAUUUCUGGAGAAAAAUAUGUCGAAACUGCAAGUGUGGGCAAGAGGAGCACGAUGUUCCCACCAGCAAUGAGGAUGAUCGUAAAGUGGGGAAACUCUUUGAGGACACAAAAUAUACAACCCUUAUUGCAAAGCUGAAAACUGAUGGCAUCCCUGUGUACAAGCGCAAUGUCAUGAUACUGACUAAUCCAGUGGCGGCCAAGAAGAAUGUGUCUAUCAACACAGUGACUUAUGAAUGGGCACCUCCUGUUCAGAAUCAAACCCUGGCAAGACACUAUAUGCAGAUGCUUCCGAAGGAGAAACAGCCCGUGGCUGGCUCAGAAGGCGCUCAGUACCGAAAGAAACAGUUGGCGAAGCAGCUGCCUGCUCACGAUCAGGAUCCUUCCAAAUGCCACGAGCUGACUCCUAAUGAAGUGAAGCAGAUGGAGCAGUUUGUGAAGAAAUACAAGAACGAGGCACUCGGAGUGGGAGAUGUCAAGCUCCCAAGUGAAGUGGAAGCGAAAAGUGGUGAUAAAAAUGUUCCCAGUAACGGAGAGAGGGGCACCUCGGCCACAGUAGGAGCGAUGGAAGACAAGCUGGCUGGUCAGAAGGGAUCCCAAUAUUCCUGUUUCCGGUGCAAACUGAGUAUGAAAGAAGGAGACCCAGCCGUCUAUGCUGAGCGGGCUGGCUAUGACAAGCUCUGGCACCCGGCUUGUUUUGUCUGCUGUACCUGUGGUGAACUCCUAGUAGAUAUGAUCUACUUCUGGAAGAACGGCAAGCUGUACUGUGGCAGACACUACUGUGACAGUGAAAAACCCCGCUGUGCUGGAUGCGAUGAGCUUAUAUUCAGCAACGAAUACACCCAGGCAGAAGGUCAAAGUUGGCAUUUGAAGCACUUCUGCUGCUUUGACUGUGACUGUGUCUUGGCAGGAGAGAUCUAUGUCAUGGUAAACGAAAAGCCUGUCUGCAAACCCUGCUACGUGAAGAAUCAUGCUGUGGUCUGCCAAGGUUGCCACAAUGCUAUUGACCCAGAAGUGCAACGUGUGAGCUACAACAACUUCAACUGGCACGCAACCACAGAGUGUUUUCUGUGUUCUUGUUGUAGCAAGUGUCUUAUUGGCCAGAAGUUCAUGCCGGUAGAAGGGAUGGUCUUCUGCUCAGUAGAAUGUAAGAAGAAGAUGAUGUCUUAAGUGGAAGAAUAUCCAAAUGGAACAACUGCUUUGCCUUACUUCAAAGUCCUCUGCAUUUCUACUGUUCAAGUGUAAUAUUGGGACAUUUUUAACAAAAUCCAACGUAUUAAAUGGCAAAUUCCAAAGAUUUUACAUUACUCACUUAAUAGCUUUUGAUUAGUACUUCAGCACUUCUGUAUUCUUUAUGCUUUUGAUUAUGUAUUGCAAAUGUAGGAAGCUUGAUAUUCAGUAUGUAUUUCAAAAGACUCUUAUUUACCCUACAAUUGGGUACCCAAAUUUGGGUAUGAUCCAACUUAGCUUAUUAUGAAGCCUUACAUGAGAGGCAAGACAGACAUCAUGCGCCUCCUGCUGGACUGUACCACUUCAAACUGUAAUAAAACUAUUGCGGUCAAUUAUUUCUUUUGUAAAAAAAAAAUGAAAUCUCUUUAACAUGUGCAAAACUAGCACAAACAACAUGUUAGUUGUCUCUGUAGCAUGCUAGUUAUACAUUUGCCGGGUGGCGUUAAAGUGUGGAACAGCAUUCAAACUUUUGAAACCGACAUAUAAUAUGAAGUGGUACAAUCAGUCCAGAAAUAAAUCAUGUUGGUGAGCUGAUUGUGCUGCAGCAGUGUUUUAAUGUAAUAAGGGUGGAUCUUUUCAGAGGCUUUCUGCUUUCCCUGAGAUCUUUAAGAGAAGGUCUUAAAGGUUGUGGCACAGCCUUUGAUUAUGGUAUGAAAAAGCUUUCGUCAUGACAUUUAAAUUGUACUUUUUUUCUAUUUCUGUGCUUAGAAUGUUACCUUGCUUCCUGUUUGACUAAAACCUUGUCAGAAUGCAGGUGCCUCUUUUCGUCCAUGAAACCUAGCCUCUCCCAGUCAUGCUUUGUAUCCCUGUAUCGAUGGUUGGUCAUUCUUUCCAAAGUCUUAUGCUUUGUAACAGGAAACAUUAAAUUUUCACAUACCCGUACCAAAAAUGAACUUGCUAAUACAGAAGAACAAUAUCCCGGAUGUUUUUCUAGCAUGGCAACUCGCUUCCACCACAACUUGAGGAUCAAUCUAUUUGAAAAAGGAAGGACUUGCAGUGCAGUUGUAAAGUCUUAGAAAGGUGUUACUGUUUAGAAUUGUAUUAUCAAUUUACAGUCUUUUCUGUAUGGGCUGCAUGACUUCCAGUGACUCUAGAAAUCAGGGGAAGGAAAGCAAGGGCUCUGGUGAAGUUUCAGCAAUAGCUGUGCAUUUUACCUAGCCCACACUUCACCAUCCAAACUAUAAAUUAGAUAAGAACCAAAAUGUUUAGUGAAACUAUAUUUAAAAAUAAAACAUUUAGUAGAUACUGUAACAUCUGAAACCAAAACCAUGUGUCAUUGGAGACUGCAACAAUUUCAGGAUGUUUCCAUAUUUUUAGAACAGACUCCCAAACCUGCCCCCUUGAUGUGAAUUGAAGGCCUGGAAACUAGCAGGAAAAGUAUAUACAAUGUUUUGGAUCUAAACUAAAUUUUCCAACAGCGGGACAGAACUUUCUUGCUUUCCCUGUCUCUGCACAGUGCAAUGUGCAGCAAAAUGCUGGUCCUGGAGGACGGGGGACCCCGAGGAACCGCAUGAAGGGUGUGUGGGGGGGGGGGAGUCUAUUGUGGGCAGAAAGGAAUCAGCACAAAUCUCCAGUUUAAUCUGGAUCCAGCCCAGCGCAAUGCUGAACAGAGUGAUAGCAUGGAUUUCAAUGGACUGAGAAAGGCACAGCUCUGUUCUGGAUUGUACUGAUAGGAAGCAGAAUAGUAAUAUGCUGGUAUUUCUUAACAAUGAACAUUAAAGUACUAGAAAAUGAGUGAACAAGCUUCUGUUUUGUUAACUAUGCACAUUUUCAGUUCAGUUUCUCGGACUGAAAAUGACAGAUCUCUUAUGCCUUUAUUAUUAAUCUCAAAUAAAACAUUUUGGGGGAAAUGA